Salvia miltiorrhiza (redroot sage) is the source of this 1605-nucleotide messenger RNA. RefSeq names its product zinc finger CCCH domain-containing protein 20-like. Gene Ontology annotation, molecular function: metal ion binding. Lineage: Eukaryota; Viridiplantae; Streptophyta; Magnoliopsida; Lamiales; Lamiaceae. Bases 228 to 1247 code for a protein of 339 amino acids. The record is from RefSeq and is a predicted model, not a curated record. The transcript has a single exon.
AUAAAAAUAAAUAACAUAAACUAAUGGUAGAUAUUUUAAUCUAACCGUGGUUGAGUCAACGCCUUUAACCAUGGUUAAAUUUUCAGUUUAUAUGGGAAGCCCCGCUUCCGAGUUCUUAGUGAUCAUGACAGUGCUGUUUGAGCGAAGUUGAACAAAGAGAAGGAAAAAAAAAUAAUCAAAAUUAUAAAAAAAAAAGAAGGUCAAAAAAAGGGGGAAAAAAGAACACGAUGAUGAUGACCGGAGAUCAUCCUCGGUCAAAUCCGACCGUCAAAAUCCCUAGCUGGGACUACGGAGAGGAACCGACGGCGCACAUUCAAUCCCCAAUCUCCGGAGCCCUAAGCAGCCAAUACGACGCGGCGCUGGCGGCGCUGCAGCGCUACCUCCCGGGGAACCGCGACGACGACGGCGUGCCGGGGUUCGACGACUCCGGCGACGCCUUCUCCUGCGACGACUUCCGCAUGUUCGAGUUCAAGGUGCGGCGCUGCGCGAUCGCGCGGUCGCACGACUGGACGGACUGCCCCUUCGCGCACCCGGGGGAGAAGGCGCGGCGGCGCGACCCGCGCCGCCACCACUACUCCGGCGGUGCCUGCCCCGACUUCCGCCGCGCGGGGGACUGCGCGCGCGGCGACGCCUGCGAGUACGCGCACGGCGUCUUCGAGUCGUGGCUGCACCCGGCGCGCUACCGCACGCAGCCGUGCAAGGACGGCACCGGAUGCCGCCGCCGCGUCUGCUUCUUCGCGCACACGCCGGAGCAGCUCAGGGUCCUCCCGCCGCUCACCACCAGCCCCGACGCGUCGCCGAUCGGCGUCUCGCCGAGGUCGGCGGCGAUGUACUCGCCGCCGCCGUCUUCUCCUACAGCCGGAUCACCGCCGAUUUCGCCGUCGAUGAGUCUCAGCUCCGUCACCGAGUCAAUGCGGUGUUUGCAGCUGAGUAAGAUGAAAAUGGGGAUGAAAUUGAGCAUGAGCCCGCCCUCGUGGGGAAUCGGGCUCGGGCUCGGGCCAGGGUCGGGCUCCCCGCGGAGCCCUAGGCCCGGGUUCAUGAGCCUUCCCACCACUCCGAUUCAGUCCCAAACUCGGUCCGGACUCAGCGCGUUCGACGCAUGGGGCGGCGGCGGGUGCGAGGAGGAGCCGGUGAUGGAGCGGGUCGAGUCUGGGCGGCAGCUGCGCGAGAGAAUCUACGCGAAGCUCGUGCGGGAGAACUCGCUCGACCGCGGCCGGGCGAACUCAGCGAGUUCCGAUUACGGGUGAACUCGGUGAAAACGGGCCGGACCGGGCAUGGGCGGCCCGGUUUUUGUUUUUGGGGAAGUGUGAAUAUUGUGUUUCUGACUGACUGAAAGGAAUGAAGUAACGUUGCUUUUGUGGAUUCGGGCCGGGUUAACGGGUCGGGCGAGGAAGGUAAAUUGCUGAUUAAUUUUAAUUAUCUAUUUUGUGGUUAUUUUGAUGUUUUUAGGGGACAAGGAAAAUUCGAGGACCUUGUAAUUUUUGUACAAAUUAAAAAUGUUAAUGUAUUAGAGUUUCUAAUUAAUUCUGAUUGUUAGAAGUUAUAAUAUGUCCAAGUUUGUAUUAUUGAGUUCGAUAAAUAAAAACUUUGAAAUGAGUUGAUUAA